AGCCUACUCGAUGUCGCGUUCACUCUUUUAUGCUGUGUUAUUUUGCUGUCUGAAUGUUUUGAUCAGAAUCGGUAAAGGUCAAGAGGAUGAUCGAUAUGCAUCGUUUGGCAUUUUAUCAGACAACCGUGUGUCACCAGAAUUUGUGAAAGUUGCAUUGAGCGAAGUCUGGCAAGAAAAUCAAAGUAUUUUUCCAAACGAUAAUGUCACCAACUUCCCGUCAGUUUUGCGAGUCGUUGAUGGUGGCUUUAGCGUCAUAGAUCCGACUGAUCCGUCCGAUGUCUUGAUGAAAGUUUGUGGAAUGUUGACGUCAUCACCAGCCUUUGUGUUAUAUCUGACGAAUUGCAAUGUCGACGGAUCUGGCGUUUCUUUUCUGGCAAGCGCAUUACGGCUGCCAGUUCUAUGGAUUGCAACAGUACCGGGACGUCAAUGUAGAAACAAGAACCAGAACCAAAUGAAGUAUUCCGAUACCAUUGACAACCCAUAUUUUAUUGAAGCACCGAUACAACCCUUUGCGAUGCCAAGAAAGAAGAGACGGAUACCGGGUUUCAUCACGAAUUCGGACGCUAGUACAGAUUCUUAUACAGAACAAAAAAUAUUUUGGGAAACAGAAGAUCAAUUGGUAGUUGGUAAAUUUUUUGCGAGUUUUCAAUGGACUCGGUUGAUAUGUCUGUAUGACUACAGUUUUGAUUUCUCCAGUUUACAAAAUGUCCUGGAACAUCUCGGAAGCAGAAUGAAAAGUGUGAUUGUACAGAAACUUCCAAUGAAUCCACUAAAUGGUCAAUUUUUUGUAAAGUUAUCAAAGAAUUUAAUAAAUGAUAUUCUACGGCAAGUGAACUGUCCUGACUCUCAAAACUGCAACAACAAAGUGGUAUUUGCCAUAUUCUGCAGUGAACGAACCACAAAAAGAAUUAUCAUCGACCUGCUUCCUUUCUUUCACAACAAACGUGUUCAUUUCUACAUUGUAGACGUUGGCUGGAAAAAGAACUUCUUGAAUGGAGUCUUGUACAGCAGAGAAUUCACGAUUAUAACUAAAAAAGAAAAACAAUCAUCUCGACAAUCAUUGACUUACAAUGAAAACCUGAAGUAUUUGAAAGAUCAGUUCAAAUAUACAUUGAGUGCUGUAUCGAAAGUUAUUCUCAACAUUGUACCACCAGUUCUCAUGACAGACGCCAACAUGACUUGCUCAGAAGGACAGUUUUACCCUGAAAUGCAAGCGAAUGAAUUCGUGGAUGCUAUUCGUAAAGAGCUUGGAGUGAUCAAUAAACUCGAUAAUCGCACUGUGAUAUCUGGCAACCGUAGUUAUGACUCCAGUGAAGAUGGCGACGUGACGUACCUGAACACAGACGUGUUACGUUCGUCAAAAAUAUCAAAGAAUGAAAUAUUUCAAGAUAAAGAAAGUGAAUUGGAACUACGUGGAUUAUCUUCAAGAGGGCAGUUUGAAGUCAAAAGUUUGAUCGAUGCAAUAGCUGAGAAUGCUAAAGUUUGGGAAGACGAAUCGGAAUUUCAACCGUCAUUACAAAGUAUAAACAUGACCGCAACACUGCAAUAUGACCCAUAUCAAAUCCUUUCUGGAAGGACGCUUCGUGUGGCUACAAUCGAGGACCCACCGUUUGUUAUGGCAAAACGCGGUCAAAAAUCUGUUGAGUUUUAUGGAUUUUCCGUCAGUGUGUUGGAUGCCCUCGCAAACAAAAUCGGAUUCAAAUAUAAAAUGUACGAAGUUCCUGAUAGAAAGUACGGCUCAAUUGUGAACAAUUCGUGGAAUGGAUUAGUUGGUGAAUUAGUUUCAAAGAAAGCCGACCUUGCUAUUUCGGCUAUGACGAUGACACCUCGCAUGGAGCAGUACAUCGAUUUUACGGCUCGUUAUAUGGACUUUGGCUUGGGUGUUUUAAUGACGAAACGGCAGGACACAAAUGAAAUAUCCCUGUUUACUUUUCUCCGACCUUUCCACAGCCUGGUAUGGUACUGCAUUCUAGGUGCUUGGUUUAGUGUGUCUGUAUUGCUUUUUGUUUUAAAUCGAGUAUCGUCAGAACCGCGCCAGCACCGAAAAGGAAGUCUUCAUCAAGUGUCUUUACGAGAUACUUUCUGGUCUGUGUACAGCACACUACUUCAGCAAGGUCCAGGAAUGAACUAUAUGUCAGUUUCAUCUCAAAUUGUGACAGGAAUUUGGUGGUUUUUCGUUUUAAUAAUUUUUUCAUCUUAUCUCGCUACUCUGACGUCUAACCUUACAUUAACAAGGAUGGGAUCAGACGUUCGAUCGUUUCUAGAACUGGUCAGUCAGACAGACAUGAAUUUCGGAACAGUGCGAGACUCUUCCAUAUACGAUUCUUUAGUGUCCAGAAGUAUAGACGACAAUCCGAUAUGGCAAAGGGUACGGGACGUAGUCAAUGAAACUAACUCAGUUUUUGCUGUAGAAGAUGGAAUUCGUCGCGUGAAGGAAAGUAAAGGAAGUUACGCAUUUUUGUGGGACAUAGCUGUGAUCGAAUACGUUAUUAACUCUGAUCCCUCGUGUUCGUUUUCAUCCAUUCAAGAAUUCAUCUUUGAGAAAGGUUAUGGAAUAGGAGUCCAGAAAGAUGAUCCUAUAAAAGAUCCGCUAUCACUUGCAAUUCUUGAACUACAAGACGAAGGUGUGAUCAACACUUUAAAGUCACGCUGGUGGAAGGGUUCAGGAUGUUUCACUCGACCGAACCCCCUCUCACCAACUGAAUCAAUCAGUCUUCAUCGAUUUUCUGGUCUAUUUUGCAUUCUCGGUGGCGGUAUGGUGAUUGCCAGUUUAGUCGCAAUUUGUGAAAUCUGCAUCAAUGCAAGGCGAGAUAAACGCGCAACAUCCAAGGCUGCCUACACAAUAAAGGAUUCUGAAAAUGGAACUACAGAUACCGAUCCACUACUUCAGCGGACUUCUUUUCAUCCUAACGUAACAUUUGAAAGAACGAAGGACAAUUCUAUAAGAAUCGUUAUAAACGGGACGCAAGAUAAGAGCAAAUAUUCGACAAGUAUUCGAAACUCCAACCACUUAACGAAUUGCAACGAGACGAAGACUGUUGAAGAUUUGCAAGAGAAAGUAGAAAAUCAGACAAGUUGUGAGAAUCGCAAUGGAAGUCGAAAGUCUAACGGAUACGUUGUCUCGGUUCCAAGUCCUUUUAGAAAACGAAAGAAAUUUCAAAAGCAGAAAAAGACCUAUUCCAUUUCAUGAAGAUUUACACGAAUGCUGCUAUAGAUCAUUCUAUGUUAGCUGUACUAAUGAUAUUAAGACCAUGUGAAUAUUAUUCAACUUGCAGUAGUGCGUAUUGAAUGGCCAUAGACAUGAAUUCUUGACGAUAUAAUUGCGUACCAGAUUGUAUUGAAAACAUACUGGUACAACGUUUUGCUCUUUUACUGGUACUCCAGAAGUAUGUGAACCAAGAUGGCGCACACCGGAACGUAGUAUGUGUACAAGGUUAGGGUCAGGCCAUAAUUACGAGUCCCCGAACUCGUAAUAGAACUAAAAUAAAUCUAA
Styela clava is the source of this 3493-nucleotide messenger RNA. RefSeq lists its product as uncharacterized. Gene Ontology annotation, biological process: monoatomic ion transport. NCBI's taxonomy places the organism in Eukaryota, Metazoa, Chordata, Ascidiacea, Stolidobranchia, Styelidae. Gene Ontology annotation, cellular component: membrane. The record is from RefSeq and is a predicted model, not a curated record. Gene Ontology annotation, molecular function: ligand-gated monoatomic ion channel activity; signaling receptor activity.